CCGCGUCCGGCUUUGCACCGGAGCGCCCCAGGCGGCAGCCGGGCGGAGCGCAGCGCUCAAGCCGGGUCGCCGUGCCGGGCAGCCAGCCGCACGCCUCGCUUCUCGCUUCUUUUCCCAGCUGGCUGGCUCGCUAGCUGGCUGGGCUGCCUCGCGUGUCCGAGGCGGGCGAUUCCACGCAGAGGUUGCACCGCUUCUCCACUUGGCGGCAGGUGGCUGCUCCUUGCCACCACCACCCCUUUCUCCUUUCCUCGCCGUUCUCACGACCCCCUCGCGUCGCCAGCGAACAGCCGGACGCGUGUUUCAGCUCGCUCCGAGUAUGGGGCGUCCGGAUUGAAGCGCCCUCCCCAAGUGGGCUCUCUAGGACCGGGCAGAAGGAAACGGCACCGCCACGCGAGUUUUUCCCCCCCCCCAUUUGACUGGACCCGGGUCUUUCCGCGCAAAACGCCGCCGGAUUACAGCCACUCGGGGAAGAUGCCGUUCGCCAGGUGGGCCCUGAGUUUGGCCGUCGUGUGCGAAGUUGCCUUCGGCCUGUACUUCCCCCGGAAGACAUAUCAUGAAAACGUUUACCUGGAGCAACCGGAAGGGACGCCUUUACUGCAACUCCAUGCCUUAAAAGACUCGGAGGAGGAGAAGGAAGCUUUCUUUUGCCUUUUGCCAGAUUCCGUUCGGGCCGGCUCCAAAAAUCUCUGGUUUCAGAUCAGCAAGACAACGGGACUCCUUUACCUCAACAAGACCCUGGAUAGAGAAGAUUUCAUUGUCCUUUCUUCGGGAAGUCAAGUGGCAAAAAUCGUGCUGCGUGUUUUCCUCUCUUCCAAACCUUUUCAAACCAAAAACUGUCUCGGUUCAUUGGCCAUGACUUUGGUCAAACUCUCAGUCAUCAAUGCCACCAUGCCAGCGUGCGGUUCUCCGACAUCAAGCCAGCUUUGCUUUCCUGAUAUGGAUCUCUCUUUUCACAUCAUGGAGAACAAACCUCCGGGGAUAUUUCAUCAGCUCCAGACUUUUGCCCUGCAACACCAGUGUCACAAUGUCAGCAUUUCCUACAAGCUUGUCACAGAUGAGAACCUGCCAUUUUAUUAUAAUGAGGAGACCACCACCAUAGGAGUGUCAAAACCCCUCGACCGAGAAGAGCGAGAAAAGUACGAGAUGUUGGCCCAGUGCACCUUGAAGGAAGGCUCCCAGGAGAUGUUCAAGGAAGUGCCUCUGCUCAUACAUAUUCUGGAUGAAGACGACAUGCCCCCCUUUCUUUCCAAUGGGACCAGCACAACAGACGCCAUCGUGGAGUUCAAAAGGGAAGAGGGUACCGUCUUGGCAUCGUUAACAGUCCUGGAUACAGACACAACCCCUAUCUACCCUGUGGAUACCAGCAGGAAGAAAUACACGGGCAGCAUCAAUUCCUCGGAUCCGUGGAUACAGGAAACGUUUCGGGUGGAGCAUCUGUUCCACGAGAUUUAUUUCCGCCCAAAUGGCAGCCAAGUGCGGGGGACUCAACAUGAAUACAGGCUGAUACUAAACAGGACCAUUUCCAUUAUGGAAAGCCGUUCUCUCCUGCUGGAUGUCAUUGUGAACGACACCACGUACCAGGGGUCCGACAAAUCCUUGACGCUGCACUUCAACGUCUCCAUCCUUCCCGUCCUGAUCCAGUUCUCCAACGCGACAUACCAGCUCACCGUAAACAGAAACGCUGCCAACUUCUCACAAAUAGGAAAAAUCUGCAUUGACAACUGCAUGAAGUUUUAUGGCGUCAGCAUCACCUACAGCCUAGAGAGUCCAAAUGUCAGCUGCUACGCGGUGGAGGUUGCUCCGAGCCACGAUGACAAGUACGGAAUUCUCUACGUGAACCACUCCGCUGUGUUGCAGAACCCCGAGUGCCGAGAAAUACACUACCCUGUGGUAGCUAAAGAAGAAUGGAGCAGGAAGGAAGCUUACGCUCAUCUUACUGUCCUGCUUGAAGGAUCACUUAUACAUAACGAUGAGAACUGUCCAGACUCCUGUGCUAUGAGCAAAAGGCGAUCGGAGUGUGAAGAAUGUGGAGGUGUCGGAGUGCUGAUGGGAAAAUGCCAGUGGAGGCAAGGAAGUGGGAAAGGAAUAACCACCAACUACUCUACUUGUAGUCCAAGCAUCAAGACAUGUCCAGCUGGGAUUUGUGAUGCUGUCGAAAGCAGAGAUAAGAGAAUCUGCCCUCAAGAUUGCACAAGAACCAACAUUAUUGGUGGCCAUCUAAAAGGAAAUCUCGGAAGUGGAAUCAAGGCAGGACACGGCGUUUGUCACUGCUUUCCCGGAGUAAGCUGUUACUGUGCGAAAGAUGAUAUCCAGGAAGCUUUGUGCGACGACAUGUGCAAAAUGGUGAUUGCUGGAGGAGUCCUGCUCUCUUUCAUUAUCUCCGUGGUCCUCUCUUCCUACUUCAUUCAUCGCUACCACAAGAACGCGCCCAAAACGCCCAUCGCCUCGGCAGAGAUGACCUUCCGGCGCCCAGCUCAGGCCUAUCCCGUCAACUAUUCGUCAAGUAAUGUCCGUCGACCGUCGAUGGACUCAGAGAAUCAAAUGUCAGUAGAUGCAUUUAAAAUCCCUGAAGAUCCGAAGUGGGAAUUUCCUCGGAAGAACCUGGUGCUCGGCAAGACUCUGGGCGAGGGAGAAUUUGGCAAAGUUGUCAAAGCGACAGCCUUCCGACUUAAGUGUAAAGCUGGCUACACCACGGUGGCAGUCAAAAUGUUAAAAGAGAAUGCUUCCGUCAGCGAGCUCCGGGAUCUGCAUUCGGAGUUCAACCUUUUAAAACAGGUGAACCAUCCUCACGUCAUCAGGCUGUACGGUGCUUGUAGCCAGGACGGGCCUUUAUACUUAAUAGUGGAGUACGCUAAAUACGGCUCCUUGCGGAGUUUCUUAAGAGAAAGCCGGAAAGUGGGACCCAGCUACGUGGGAAACGAUACAAACAGAAAUUCUAGCUACUUGGACAACCCAGACGAGCGGGCCCUGACUAUGGGUGACUUGAUCUCCUUUGCGUGGCAGAUCUCCCGUGGCAUGCAAUACCUUGCUGAAAUGAAGCUUGUUCACCGUGAUUUAGCAGCCAGGAACGUCUUAGUAGCAGAAGGGCGUAAAAUGAAGAUUUCUGAUUUUGGUUUGUCUCGAGACGUUUACGAAGAGGACUCUUACGUCAAGAGGAGCAAGGGUCGAAUACCUGUAAAAUGGAUGGCAAUAGAAUCUCUCUUCGAUCACAUCUACACAACCCAGAGUGAUGUGUGGUCGUUUGGAGUGCUGUUAUGGGAAAUUGUGACCCUCGGAGGGAACCCAUAUCCAGGAAUUGCUCCGGAGAGGCUCUUUAACCUCUUAAAAACAGGUUAUAGAAUGGAAAAGCCGGAAAACUGCAGUGAGGAGAUGUACAAUUUGAUGCUUCGCUGCUGGAAACAGGAACCAGAUAAGAGGCCAACAUUUUCUGAGAUCAGCAAAGAAUUAGAAAAACUGAUGGUGAAAAGCCGGGACUAUUUAGAUCUAGCCGCUUCCACUCCUUCGGAUUCUCUGCUUUACGAUGAUGGACUCUCGGAAGAAGAGACGCCCCUCGUGGAUUGUAAUAACGUCCCCCUCCCUCGAACUCUUCCUUCCACAUGGAUUGAAAACAAACUCUAUGGCAUGUCAUAUCCGAACUGGCCCGAAGAGAGCCCUGUUCCACUUGCCAGAAGCGACGGGCCUAAGGCUGUGUUUUCAAGAUAUGCAAAUGAUAGUGUUUAUGCUAACUGGAUGGUUUCACCCUCAGCGACCAAAUUUAUGGACAGAGUUUGAUAGUUUAACAGUUGCUUGCAGAAAGGUAACCAAUGCAGGAAGGACACCCCCCCCACCACCCCUGUGUCCAAAGAAAGUUGAUUGUCCCCCCCUCAGCUCAUUCUUUGAGUAGCAACAACUGGUCGGAGCAAACAGGAGUUUCAAGAAUGGGAAAACUUUCCCUUUACUUUUGAAAUUGAUCUAAAUUUAAACCUAUUUUUUAGUUUCUAAAAUGUUUUCCUCCCCUUUUGUGACGACGAACAGUGUUAACGGACUUUGUCCCGCUCUUAACGUCUUACUAAAAGUGGCAUCCCAAGGGGUUUAAAAACAGGCUACGAUGUUGGUUACAAUGAUAUAGUCUAUGGCUGCCAUUUUGAAUUCCCACCCUGGCAGAUGUUUUUUUUUUUAACUAUUUUAGGACAUAUUUCUCCAAGAAUUUUGUUUAGAUUUGAUGCAGCCACUGGGACUCCUUCCGUAAGUGUUCCGAAUAACGUCUCAAUUGUGGAAUGGGGUGGUGAGCAAAAUCCUGUUGUUUCACUAGCGGCUUUUGUUCCCUGUGGUUGUUGCUAAGAAAACGGCAAAUUAGAGCAAGAAGCACAAAGUUUGAAGCACUUGUUUUUUUCCCCCAAAAUGCCUGAGCUUGAUCUCGCAUUAAGCGUUCAGGUUGAAUUGGCAGUAGGAAAUUGCUUUGGCACCAAGCGUGAUAACGGACCAAAAACAGAAUUUUGGAAACCUGUAGUAAUAGAUUUACUGUUCUGUGGUUAUAGAAAAAUAAGUGUUCUCU
Crotalus tigris (Tiger rattlesnake) is the source of this 4534-nucleotide messenger RNA. RefSeq names its product ret proto-oncogene (gene RET). The record is from RefSeq and is a predicted model, not a curated record. Gene Ontology annotation, biological process: homophilic cell-cell adhesion; protein phosphorylation; multicellular organism development. NCBI's taxonomy places the organism in Eukaryota, Metazoa, Chordata, Lepidosauria, Squamata, Viperidae. Gene Ontology annotation, cellular component: axon; signaling receptor complex; membrane. The transcript is spliced from 20 exons. The coding region runs from base 472 to 3771 and encodes 1099 amino acids. Gene Ontology annotation, molecular function: transmembrane receptor protein tyrosine kinase activity; calcium ion binding; ATP binding.